UUGUUAUUUUCCCGUCAUUCAAUCGAUCAAUAAUUAAUAAUAAUACUCCUAUUUUUCCUCCCUUUCUAUUUCUCUCUCAAAAAACCCUAUUUUUGCUCCUUUCUUGAGCUUGAAAAACACAAUCAAAUCAGCUAAAAAUGUCCAUAAAUUGUGAAAAUCCUAACUACUUUCUCGAUCAAAUUAACCCUUUUCAACAACAAGAUUUCCAAUUUCAAAACCCUAAUGAAAUCUUAUAUCCGAUUCCUGACUCCGAUUUCUUCUGUGUUGAUCCUCUGUUACACUUAUAUGAUCAUGAUCUUGAUCUGCUCAAUAUUCCUCCAACGCUAAAUUUUGAUCAUGAUAAUCAUAAUCAUGAUGAUGGGUCUUUUAUACCCAAUAAUCCCCCUUCUGAACCCGAUUACCCAACUCAAACCAUUAAUUUCCCCCAAAGACAGAGGGUAAGAGCUUUUAACCCCUGUUUUGGUCCUGAUUUUAAUGGGGAUUUUGCGAUAAAAGAUCAGGCUAAUCCCAAUUACAAUAAUUGUAAUUAUAAUACUUGUAAUAUUGUGGGUAAUAAUGGUUUAUUGGAUGAAGGAUUUGGAGAAAGUACAAGUAUAGUUCAGGUUAAUGAUAAGAGAACAAAAGCACAGAGUAAAGCUGCAAGAGUAAGAAGAAGGAAAAUCAAAGAUAAGACAAAUGAAUUAGGAAAGCUUGUUCCAGGAGGUUCUAAAAUGAAUACUGCUCAAAUGUUUGAAGCUGCUUCUAAAUAUGUUAAGUUUAUGCAAACUCAAUUGGAAAUUCUUAGGUCUUACAAAAAUUUACAUCAGGAUGAUAGUGAGGAGGAGGACAGGUUUUCAAUUUUGUCAUCAACAUUAAUCCAAGAAAAGCUAUAUACAAACGAGAAGUGUUUGGUUCCGUCGGAAUUCGUUCCCAUGCUUGAAGAAAAAUAUGAUUUUUAGAUAAAAGCAUCAGUUUCAAAGCAUAUAAAGAAUCUCAAUACCUAAUUAAUUUUAUUUUAGUAUUAAUUAGUUUCAUGUUUUAUUUAAUUACCUCUAAUUUAGAUUAUAAUGCAGUAAUUAGAUAUAUUAGUAUGACUAGGUAAUAGGUUUUUGUUUAUAGGAUAAUAUCAGCUUGUUAGGUUAGCUUUUGUUCAUAAGCUAAUUUCUCAUUUGUUAGUUAGAUUAGCUUUUGUAUAUUAGCUAAUUUUUCAUUUUAGGCUAAUUUAUUGGCUAAUUUAUUAUUUGUUGGCAUUGUUAUUCAUUUUCAGAUAUAAUGUUUCCAAUAUUGUCUAUCUAUUUCCAUAUUUGCCUUUUUAUUCUUUUACUAUACUAAAUGUUUUGUUAGCGUAUAAAUUGGGGUUCCUAAAGUGGAGUCUAACUUAUAUUAAACCUUCUAAAGUAAUUUUUUCGGAAAACAAAAACCAAUAUAAUUGUUUUUUUGUUAAUUCAAUCAUUAAACAAAACUAUUAAUGGCCUGUUUGGUAACCGGUACUAAAGUGAAAAUGGUAAUAAAUGUUAAUAUAAUUUUGGUAAGAAUACCUCUUAUAAAUUUAAAGAUCAUAUUUAUUCUCCUUCAACAAACUCAUGUUCUUCACAAUUCCAUACCAAUUCAUUAUAACUUCAACAUGAGGUGUAACGAAGAAAAAUUUUUUAUGAUUGAAUUUUCAAUACAAUGGUAAUGACAUGAUACAUAUCAUUAAAAUUUACAUUAUAAAUCAUUUUUCGUUAAUGGUUUUAGAUCUGUUAUUUGUUAUCAUAUAAUAUCAUAUAAUACUCUAAUUCAAUAAUCAGUUUGCCACAUGGCAGUUGGAGAAUUAGAGUUGAAGAGCCUUUACAUGUUGUCAUGUGGUUUGCUUAAAAAUUAUUUCAAAAGAUGUUAAUUAGAGCCUUUAUAUUAAUUAAUGAGAUUUUCCUUACAAGCUAAAGUACUUUUGCUUUUUGAAAUCAAAUAAAUUCAUAUUCGAAUAAUAAUUAUGAUAAUCUAUAUUGAAAAAAGAUUUUUCAUAAAUUAACAUUCAAAUAAUAACUCUCACAAUUGCAAUAA
Amaranthus tricolor (Joseph's coat) is the source of this 2022-nucleotide messenger RNA. RefSeq names its product transcription factor bHLH53-like. The transcript has 2 exons. NCBI's taxonomy places the organism in Eukaryota, Viridiplantae, Streptophyta, Magnoliopsida, Caryophyllales, Amaranthaceae. Gene Ontology annotation, molecular function: protein dimerization activity; DNA-binding transcription factor activity. The coding region runs from base 138 to 938 and encodes 266 amino acids. Gene Ontology annotation, biological process: regulation of DNA-templated transcription. The record is from RefSeq and is a predicted model, not a curated record.